Messenger RNA from Nicrophorus vespilloides, 5047 nucleotides. RefSeq lists its product as uncharacterized. The transcript has 3 exons. The coding region runs from base 76 to 5025 and encodes 1649 amino acids. Gene Ontology annotation, biological process: maturation of 5.8S rRNA from tricistronic rRNA transcript (SSU-rRNA, 5.8S rRNA, LSU-rRNA); maturation of LSU-rRNA from tricistronic rRNA transcript (SSU-rRNA, 5.8S rRNA, LSU-rRNA). Gene Ontology annotation, cellular component: nucleolus. The record is from RefSeq and is a predicted model, not a curated record. NCBI's taxonomy places the organism in Eukaryota, Metazoa, Arthropoda, Insecta, Coleoptera, Silphidae.
AUAGCUUUAGUUGACACACACGUGUUGUGUUGUUUUCAAAUCGCAGGUUAACCUGCAAAUAAGGUGUGUGUAAAUAUGGGGAAAAAAAGGAAAAUCGCUGAUGGUCAAAGCGAUAAUAGCGCGAAGAAACCACGCUCCACAUUGAUUUCAAUAGAGGAAUUCCGAAAACAAAUCAAAACAGACUAUGUAUCUGAUGCAUUCAGGUUGUUUUAUAAGGAUUGUUGUGAUGAUCCGGAAAGCAUUGUGGAAUACCUGAACAAUGGGGGAUCAUGUGAAGAAAUUUUAUAUGUACUCACUAGCACAGACACCACAGUUCCAAAUAACCUUGUGAUGGAAAUAUGCAACUUCAUAACUCGUUAUAUUAUGGUGAAACAAAAGUCAAAGGAGCAGUAUUUAUUCAAGAUGUACUACAAGUUCUUUAACAAUCACUUUGACAUUAUCAAGAAUAUGAUAUCUGGGACUGACGAGGAUGCUAAUAUUGCUACACUGAAGUUAUUAUCUAAUGUGGUUCUGUUGUCCCCAGUACUUGCUAAUUAUGUCUUCCUGAAUUUGAAGUUGAAACUGGAACAUUUAAAAAACUUGGCUGAUGGCAAGAACUCAAUGAGUGUAAGAAAUGCUUUCAUAAGAUUCAUUAUGGCAUACAUUGUGAAUCCCAAAGUAAAUGCUGUGAGUUUGAUACUGCUGAAUCCAGAGUUGAUUGGUUUCAUUAUUGCUGGAUUAAAGCAUGAUCCUGCAAAUUUGGUUUGUCUGUUUCUGUCGACGCUGCUGACGGCCCUUGACAAACAUAGCCUUUCGAAUAAGAGGACUGUGCGUACUAAGAUCGUAGUGAAAAUAUUUCAACCGCAACUCGUCACAAAUUUGGUGCGAUUAUACAAUUGGGUUGGACCUGAGUCGCUAACAAAUCCAAAAGCAUUGGCCAACAAGGAGGAAAAGGAAAAAGUUUCAGAGUGUCUGCACGAAUUUCUUUUAUUCAUAUACACGAAAUAUGGUUUCGUCAAUCCUAGCAAAAGGUUUAUUUUGAAUUCCUACUGUGCAAAUAGGUUGGAGCCCAUCGUAGUCGUGUUGGAUAAGAUGGAGAAACCUUGGGAACAUAGACAUGUUAAAUUGUUUGUCGCCAAGCUGUGCAGUUACUUAGUUGAUUUGGCUCCGAUCAUGUGGAAGAAACUGCAGGAACACAUUGAGAAUACAGACGAGAGAUCGAGCAGAGCGAAAGCUUUUGAGUACAUCCCGCUAUUCCUCGAAGCGCUACAUCCAAGUUGUCUUGACUACACUAAGAAAUAUCUACAAGUUGAAGAUUUUAGUCGAAUUAUGCAGCAAUAUAUUCUGCCACCUACAAUUCUGAAAGUGCUAGUGGAUGAAGUAAAUGGAUUCAAGAAAGACCCUAAAAAUGUUCUGGAAUCACUGAAAGCUCUAGAAAAAGUUGUUGAAUUAAUUAUUUCUUAUCAGGAUACCUCAAGACGUUGGUAUUCUGAAGAGUUUUGUUCCAAACUUAUGCAAAAUCUUGAAGUGACUAUAAUGGAUGCUCUUCCAACGAGCGGUGUGCUUCUGGAAAGAUGUAAUGUGGAGGAUGGCGAGUCCAAGACGGACAAAGUCGAAAUCGUCUUGAAUAUACUUAAACUUUACAAGACGUGCUGCCCGUAUCUUCUGGAGGAGAUUAAUCUGAUAAAUUUCUUGAACAGCAUCGACGAGGAUGGCGAUAAAUUCGCUCGAAUUGUCAUCAAAUCUGUGGAGGUGUUUGAAACAUUUGGCGAGGAUCUCGCCUUGUGCUCGACGAAAAGCUUCCAACGGAUCUUGAAAUCGGUUUUACUUUAUCUAUUCGAUAAUAGAGAAGAUGAGGUGAGAAAGGGUGUUUGCAGAAUAUUCAAACAAACAAUGGUAUUCGACGAAGACGAAAGCGAAAUCGAGGUUUGGAUCGACGGUAUUUUGUCUUUCGAGACUAUGAAUAUGGAUGUGGUGAAAUUCUUGGGAAAGAAGUUGCUUGCUAGCAUUAAAAUCAACAAAGUUGGAAGAGUUUCAAAAUUGAUGUACCUGAUCUUUUCCACCAAAACGGAGCAGCAAGAUUACGUAAACUUCGUCGCUUUGAACUGGCUGCAUCGCGUAAUCAAUACAGGUGAGUUCAUAAAAUUUUUGUUGAACUUCCACGAAAACAUCGAUUCUGAUGUAUUCAAGUACAUCAAGAGCUGGGGAAAUGGAAAAGCAAAGAGGCUAUCCUGUGGCUCAUUCGAAAAAAUGUCGCAAUUGAGUAAGGCCAUUUUCAAAGGCGAAGAAUACACCGAUAUACUGACAGUAAAUAAUCCGCAUUUAUUAAGGAUGAUAAUUUUCUACAUCUGUAAUUACCACGAAAUGAGCGAGGAAGGCUACCAAAUCUGCUUGAAAUCUGCUAAAUCACUAGCAAAACCACAAGAUAUUUUGAGUGAGAAUUUGCUGAAAACUAAAUUCGACUUAGGGUCGAAAAACAAUGCGAAUAAAUUCGUGGUCGAUUUGUUGGAAGAUGACGUCGGCGAGAUGAUUGAGUACAGAACCAAAAUAUGCGAAUUUGUGUUGAAAAUCGAUUUAAGAGCGAAACAUGACUCAGAUUUAUUAAGCAAGUUGAUACAAUUUGUACAUUUAAACGUUGAUGAAGGUCAGAAGGUAUUUCAACAUUUCGCUAAAUUCAACUCGAAAUCGUUUAUUGAUAAUAAAAUAUUCUUUGAUAUAUUCAUUUGGGCAUCCGAGGCAUUGUUAAAAGAGGAAAAAAUGGUGAGCGCCGAGACCUUUCAACUGGUGCUAAAUCACUUAAUAUAUCUAAACAAGAGCAAUUAUGACAGUGCGCGACUCUCGAAGAUCGUCGAUUUUAUGAUCGUUAAAUAUCCACAUCUAUUGAAGUGCGUGGAUGAUAAAUUAAUUGAUAGUUUCCUGUGCAAACCAGAUUUCGAUGGGUCAGAGAUUCAAUUGAUCGUGAACCUGUUCAGAUGCGGUAAGAAUAGGAAAGAUUUUCUGGAAACUUUGCAGAUCAAGCAAAGCAAUUUGCUCGUUCACUUGCUAAAGGCCGCUUUCGAUUUGAAGACUACACCGGAAGAGCUGCUUUGGUUAUUCCAGCUGCUGGACAUAAGAGCUUUCUUAAAGAAUCCAAAAUGCGAUGAUCUCCUUUUCAAAAAUUAUGAUAUAAUAUGCGAGUUAAUUGCUUUACAUUCCUCGCAGAAGCAAGCCGAGAAGUUUAUGGGGAAAUAUGAGGCUAGCGUUGAAUCGCACCAAAUUGCAGUAGCAUUUUCAUUGCUCAGAAGUAAUCCUAUUCUUGUUGACGAACACAUAUCGAAGUUAAUCAAAUCCGUGUUGGAUUUAUGCAAAUUGGAGAAGUAUGUUGAGGUGGAAGUAGCCGCUAAGGGAUUCCACAAAUUAUUAGAAAGUGUUGAUAAGUUGACUUGCAAUUUGGACUUUGCUCAGACGUUGCUCAUAGAGGGCAUGAACUCACGUCUAUACCUGUUAAAACUUUUGUCCAGGUUCUUGCAAUUAGUGGAUUUCUCUUCAGAAAUUGCUGGUCGACUUAUGGGCCAGAUCGGUACGCACGCUAAUUGCGCUAAAAUAUUGCUGAAUGACAAGGGGAGCUACAAAGAGGAGCUAUUGGGAAUUAUUAUGUGCCUCGGAGAGAAGUAUCCCGAAGUUUUGAAGAAGGAGAGUUUGGGAUUGCUGUUGGCGUGUUAUGGAGCGACGAAUUCCAAUGCGGAUUUAAAGGUAUUCAGUUUAUUGCAACUGUAUGAGUUGAAUGCUGCUCGCACGCAAUUUUACACAUUUAUGCCAAUCGUCUGGGGACCAGGUGCUAAUGAUAUAUACGAUUUGGAAAACAAAGAGCGCAACAGCCACGAAGAGAUUAGGCAGGUCUUGGGAGGUCUGGAUAUGAUUAAGGUGCAGAACACGAUUAAAAACUGCAGUCUUGAUGUCGAUUUCUGGGAGAGUAGUAGUUGCAACGAUGAGGUGUAUAAUUUGAGCUUCUUUUUGCCAUAUUUCAGUAAUCUUUUAAAGACUACGAAGAUUGGAUUACUAGCACCAAAGUUUGCGCGUAGCGGUGCCCUGAGCUUGGUGCUUUUGGCUUUGGCAAACAACAGCGAGAAGACUAGGAUGGCAGCCUGGUACGUACUGGGGAGGUUGUACGAAUCGUUGGAGAAGUUUAGAACAGAGCAAAAGUUCGCUAUUGUGUAUAGCAGGUUCAUAGCGGCCGUUUGUAAGGGUGUUGUGAAGACGAAGAACUACCAGAUCAGCAAUGUGGCUGCAGUCUACUUGAGCAAGGCAGUGACGAUGUUGGCGAGUAAUCGGAACGCGAUGUACGAGCCAAUAAUCAUGUACUUGGGGGCUAUGGAGAGUAUACCUCUGAAUACAGUUCCGGACAUGUUGCAGAUGCUUACUUCAACGAAUCUGGAGCAUCAGAUGUUCAUCUUGGAAGUCAUUUGUGACGGGCUUCGCGCCGAAAAGGACGUUUGGGUUCUAUUCGAUAACAACAUCUUUGUGUAUUUGAUGGAGAUGUUCACUAGCCACGCGUCUUCCGCUGAAUUGAAGUUGAAGAUCGUGGAGAUCAUUAUGAAGACUACGAAAUACCAGAAUUGCUUCAAACGUGUGAACGCCAACUUUAACUUUUUGAACUGGCUCAGCGAUUCCGUGACGAAGUGUGCCGACGUGAGGGUUUUCGAGAAGUUGCUGGUCAUUUACUCGGAGGUGGUGAGGUGUUCGUUCAUCAAUUUGAAGUUGACUACAUGCCUGUUGAGUAAGGUGAUCGGGAAAUUCGAGGCGUUCCGCACGGACGAACGGGUGGCUCUGGAGUUUGCCAAGUGUAUGGACCUAAUCGGCCAAAAGAAUAUCUCCCUGAUCAAGAAGGAAAUGCUUGAGACGGUGCUUCGCCUUACAGGCAGCGAUCAUUGUAAAUACCUACUGGACUAUUCCGUGAAGGUCGAGAUUCUUUCCGAACGGUACGCAGAAAAUUCCGUUGACUUUUAUUGUAAACAAUUAACGACAAAGUUCGUUCAUUCUCACAAGAAUGAAUGCAACAAACAUUAAUAAAUUCAAUUAGUUUUCGUUC